This is a messenger RNA of Delphinapterus leucas (beluga whale), 5100 nucleotides long. It is a transcript of the gene TONSL, whose product is annotated as tonsoku like, DNA repair protein. Gene Ontology annotation, molecular function: protein binding. Gene Ontology annotation, biological process: replication fork processing; double-strand break repair via homologous recombination. Lineage: Eukaryota; Metazoa; Chordata; Mammalia; Artiodactyla; Monodontidae. The record is from RefSeq and is a predicted model, not a curated record. Gene Ontology annotation, cellular component: nuclear replication fork.
UAGAGCGCGGGAAGUCCGGAACCCUCGGCACGGCGGCCGGAGUAUGAGCUUGGACCGCGAGCUUCGCCAGUUGAGCAAGGCCAAGGCUAAGGCCCAGAGGAGCGGGCAGCUGCGGGAGGAGGCAGCCGUCUGCCACCAGCUGGGGGAGCUCCUGGCUAGCCAUGGGUGUUACGCGGAGGCCCUGCGAGAGCACCAGCAGGAGCUGCAGCUCCUGGAGUCGGCCGACGACCCCCUGGGCUGCGCCGUGGCCCACCGCAAGAUCGGAGAGCGGCUGGCGGAGAUGGAGGACUACUCGGCUGCCCUGCAGCACCAGCACCGCUACCUGGAGCUUGCAUGUUCCCUGUCCAACCAUGUUGAGCAGCAGAGGGCCUGGGCUACCAUUGGCCGUACCCACUUGGACAUCUUUGACCACCACCAGUCACAGGAUGCCUUGCUGCAGGCACGGGGUGCCUUCGAGAAAAGCCUGGCUAUCGUAGAUGAGAAGCUGCAGGGCUCACUGGCCAAGAGAGAGCUGAGUGAGAUGAGGACCCGACUUUACCUCAACGUGGGCCUCACCUGUGACAGCCUGCAGCAGGCGACGCUAUGCCACGCCUACUUCACGAAGAGCAUCUUCCUUGCCGAGCAGAACCACCUGUACGAGGACCUGUUUCGUGCCCGCUACAACCUCGGUGCCAUCCACUGGCGGCGGGGGCAGCACUCUCAGGCCAUGCGCUGCCUGGAGGGGGCGCGGAAGUGCGCACGCACCCUGAAGCAGGGCUCCAUGGAGAGCGAGUGCUGCCUGCUCCUCUCGGAGGUCCUCCAAGACCUAGGGGAUUUUUUGGCCGCCAAGAGAGCCUUGAAGAAGGCCUAUCGGCUUGGUUCCCAGAAGCCUUUGCAGAAGGCAGUGGUCUGCCGGACUCUCAAGUAUGUGCUCGCGGUAGUCCGCCUGCAGCAGCAGCUGGAGGAGUCUGAGGAGAGUGACCCGCGGGGCGCCAUGGGCAUCUGCGAGCAGCUGGGUGACCUGUUCUCCAAGGCGGGCGACUUCCCUAAGGCUGCCGCGGCCUACCAGAAGCAGGUGCGUGCCCGGGCUGGGGCGGGGGUGAGGGCACCGGGGCUGUGGGCUGUGGGGUGUGGCGCAGCCCUGGCCUCGCUGUUGCCGCCUUCCCAGCUGCAGUUCGCGGAGCUGCUAAACAGGCCGGGGCCUGAGCUGGCCGUUAUCCACGUGUCCCUGGCUGCCACCCUGGGGGACAUGAAGGACCACCGCCAGGCCGUGCGCCACUAUGAAGAGGAGCUGAGGCUGCGGGACGGCAGCGCCCUGGAGGAGGCCAAGACCUGGUUGAACAUCGCGCUGUCCCGCGAGGACGCCGGGGAUGCCUACGAGGUGCUGGCGCCAUGCUUCCAGAAGGCUCUCAGCUGUGCGCAGCAAGCCCAGCAGCCACGGCUGCAGAGGCAGGUCUUACGGCACCUCCAUGCAGUGCAGCUGAGGCUGCAGCCUCAGGAGGCCCCUGGCACUGAAGCCAGGCUGCAGGAGCUGAGAGCAGCUGAAGACGAGGAGAACGAGGGGGGUGAGGACGACGAGGAGGACGAGGGGGACGAGGGGGAGGCCGCCACCCUGGAGGCCAUCGAGGUGGAGCUCUCAGAGAGCGAGGAUGAAGUUGACGGGUCCCAGCGGUUGGAGGAGGAGGAGCUUCAGGGCUGCCUGGGCCGGCGGAGGGUGAGCAAGUGGAACCGGCGCAACGAUGUCGGGGAGACCCUGCUGCACCGAGCCUGCAUUGAGGGCCAGCUGGGCCGUGUCCAGGACCUCGUGAGGCAGGGCCACCCCCUGAACCCUCGGGACUACUGUGGUUGGACACCCUUGCACGAGGCCUGCAACUAUGGGCAUCUGGACAUCGUCCGUUUCCUGCUGGACCACGGGGCCGCGGUGGAUGACCCGGGUGGCCAAGGCUGUGAGGGUAUCACUCCCCUGCAUGAUGCUCUCAACUGUGGCCACUUUGAGGUGGCCCAGCUGCUCAUCGAGCGAGGAGCAUCGGUCACUCUCCGUACCAGGAAGGGCCGCAGCCCGCUGGAGACGCUGCAGCAGUGGGUGAAGCUGUACUGCAAGGAUCUGGAUGGCGAGACGCGAGAGAAGGCUGCUGCCAUGGAGACGCUGCUCCAGGCGGCCUCUUCGGGCCAAGCUCCCCACAGCUCCCUGGCUCCCCUGACUGUCCCAAGUAACCAUCUUUUUGACCCUGAGACCUCUCCUCCCUCAAGUCCCAGCCCAGGACCCCCAGAAGCCUGUCAGGCCAGUGCCAGGGUCUCCCAGGGGCUGGCGGUGCCAGCCACGGCCAGGCUUUGGAGGAGCAGGCACAAGCUGGCCAGCGGUAGCAGCUCAGAUGGGGAGGACAACCCAGGCCCGCCCCGGCCACCCCAGAAGAGGCCCCGGAUGCCCAGCCCCGCCAGUGACGGGGAGGCAGCCACAGCGAGUGCCGGCUGGGCAGCCUACCGGGCGGCCAUCCGCAGUGUGGGCAGUGCCCAGAGCUGCCACCUGCGCCCUAGCCCCCCUCAAGGCCCCGGCGAGGCCCCCAGCCCCCGGGCGGCGCUCCUCCCUGAGGAGGAGUGCUUGGCCGGGGACUGGCUGGAAGAGGACUUGCCGCUGGCCCACGGUCAUGGGGGCAGCCACCCGCCCCGCCCCCAUAGCAGUGCGGAUGGCAGCAGACACAGUGCCUCGGGGUCAGGCAGUGAGGCAAGCGCCAUCAGGCCUCGGGCCCGGGCCAGGAAGAGCCGGCUGUCCUGUCUCAAGAGUUGGAGUGCACGGGUCAGAGCAGAUGGAGCCUGCAGCUCAGCCGCAGAGCCCCCGCGGAGCCCUGAUGUCCCCAGGGCCUUGGGGCCCAUUGGGGGAAACCCUUCAGCAGGCCAGCCCUUGGGUCAGGCCCUGCUCCCUCCCAUCCGAGUUCGAGUUCGUGUUCAGAAUAAUCUUUUCCUCAUCCCCGUCCCACACAGCAGGGAGACCCACUCCGUGGCCUGGCUGGCUGAGCAGGCCGCCCAGCGUUACUACCAGGCCUCUGGGCUGCUGCCUCGGCUCUCCCUACAAAAAGAGGGGGCCCUGCUGGCCCCACAGGACCCCAUCUCCGAUGUGCUGCAGAGCAAUGAGGAGGUGUUGGCUGAGGUGACUUCGUGGGACCUUCCCCCGCUGACGGACCGCUACCGCCGGGCCUGCCAGAGCCUGGAGCAAGGGGCGCACCAGCACGUGCUGCAGGCGAUGGAGCAGCAGGGCUCAGGCCCCGCGUUCAGUGCCUGCUCCCUGGCGCUGCGCCAGGCCCAGCUCACCCCGCUGCUGCGGGCCCUGAAGCUGCACUCAGCACUCCGGGAGCUCCGCCUAGCCGGGAACCGGCUGGGGGAUGGAUGUGUUGCCGAGCUGCUGGCUGCCUUGGACACCGUGCCCGGCCUGACCCUCCUCGACCUCUCCUCCAAUCACCUGGGCCCUGAAGGGCUGCGCCAGCUUGCUGUGGGUCUCCAGGGGCAGCCCGCCUUGCAGAACUUGGAAGAGCUGGACUUAAGCAUGAACCCCCUCGGGGAUGGCUGUGGCCAGGCCCUGGCCUCCAUCCUACGGGCCUGCCCCUUGCUCAGCACCCUGUACCUCCAGGCCUGUGGCUUUGGCCGCAGCUUCUUCCUGAACCACCAGGCGGCCCUGGGCAGCGCCUUCCAAGGCGCCAAGUGCCUGAAGACACUGUCCCUGUCCUACAACGGCCUGGGUGCCUCCGCCCUGGCCCAGGCCCUGCAGAGCCUGCCAGCCCGCACCCUCCUGCGCCUGGAGCUGAGCUCUGUGGCCGCCAGCAAGAGUGACCCAGGCCUCACGGAGCCCGUGGUCAGCUACCUGACCAAGGAAGGCUGCGCCCUGGAGCACCUGGGCCUGUCGGCAAACCACCUGGGCGACGAGGCCGUGAGAGAUCUGAGCAGAUGUCUGCCUCUCUGCCCCUCGCUGGUCUCGCUGGACCUGUCUGCCAACCCCAAGAUCAGCUGUGCCGGUCUGGAGGAGCUCUUGUCUGCCCUCCAAGGGCGGCCCCAAGGCCUCAGCUUCCUCGGCCUGUCAGGCUGUGCUGUCCAGGGCCCCCUGGGCCUGCGCCUCUGGGACAACUUAACAGUGCAGCUGCAGGAGCUGCAGCUGUGCAGCAGACGUCUCUCUGCUGAGGACCGGGAUGCCCUGCACCAGCUGCUGCCCAGCCAGCUGGGCCCCAAAGCAUGCACCCUGGAUCGGGGACCCAAGCUCUUCUUCAGGCACCUCUGACUGGCUGAGCCGUGCCCCGCCCUACCCACACGCCCAAGCCUCUAAUAAAGGAAGCCGCUGCUGCCGCCUCCCUCCUUGCUGUGGCCUUCAGAGGGGUUCACCUUGCUGUCAGAGCGCUCUGGAAUGAGGCCUCCCUGCCCAAUAAGCAGUGAGCCACAACCAGCAGAGAAAGGGUUUAUUCAUAGGCAGCCAAGUGAGGGGAUGGGAGGACAGAUCUCAGAUUGGCUUCCCCAAAGUAGGGGCGUGGGAUAUUUACGGGAUGAAGAAGCAGGUUGGGGGAAUUCCCUGGUAGUCCAGUGAUGAGCACUCCAACACUUUCACUGCCGACGGCCUGGGCCUGGUUCCAUGUUCGGUGAACUAAGAUCCUACAAGCUGCGUGGCCAAAAAGAAAAGAAGAAGGCAGGGUGAUCUUAAGCGUGGGGAGAGGAGAUUGGAGGUAGGAAAAAGGCGACGUAAUCUGUGUUCUGCAGAGGCGUGUCUGAAUUACCUGCUUCUUCAUGGGACCAUGUUAAAAAAUGGACAUGAGCUGAGGGUGGGGGUUUGGGCCCUCCGACGUCAAAAGGUCAUUCCCUGGACACCUGUGCAGGCCCAGUUUUAGGGUUGGUGGUCCUAACCAGUCUUAACUGGCUUGAGCUCAGACUGGACACAGGUGACUCCAAGUUCCUGGAAAACAGCUCAGAGCAAACAUCUUGUUUUUCAGGACGUGCACUUUUUUGUAUCAACAAUUAAGGUGAGCUUGACCAGUGAAGGCAGGUUACAAGCGGAAGGUUUUUUUUUUUAUUGAAGUACACUUAAUUUGCAAUGUGUUUCAGGUGUACAGCAAGGCAAUUCAGUUUAGCUCAGUUUUGUAUAUAUGU